Rhododendron vialii is the source of this 1624-nucleotide messenger RNA. RefSeq names its product squamosa promoter-binding-like protein 7. Bases 247 to 1416 code for a protein of 389 amino acids. Gene Ontology annotation, molecular function: DNA binding. The record is from RefSeq and is a predicted model, not a curated record. Lineage: Eukaryota; Viridiplantae; Streptophyta; Magnoliopsida; Ericales; Ericaceae. The transcript is spliced from 3 exons. Gene Ontology annotation, cellular component: nucleus.
CCAGAGCUUCAUCCUCAUUGGUGCAGAACUUCACUUUUCCCUGCUACUGCUAUGCUAUCUCUCACCUCUCUCUAAGGAUAUCAUUUAUUUUCUCCUUUUGUGAAGACAACUAGUCCUUUGCCAUUCAUAUAUGCAAGUACUUGUAUCCCCCAAUUCUCAAAACAGCAAAACCACCCACCACCAACGCCCCCCCUCCCCCCCCCCCCCCCCUACCAUCUCUAGAGAGAGAGAGAGAGAGAGAGAGAGAUGGAAAAUAGUAAUUGGAGCCUAUUCAACAGCAACAGCAGCAGUUGUACUAGUGGUACCAGAGGGCAAAACAGUCAUUGCAGUAACCUUGCAUGGGAUAUAUGGGACUUGGGUACUUCUCGCUAUGAUUGGAGCGCCACAAACAACACCUCCACCACUAACACCCACUACCCAUUCCACCACGCUCUCUCCGCCGCCGCCACUCCAACGGCGGCGACCACCACCACAGCGUACCCUGAUGAGAGCGUGGCACACGCGCUCAUGUUAAACCACCACCAGCAGGGUACGACAACGGUCUCCGUGUACGGCGGAGCAGGCGGGUCCCACUACCAGCCGGACCCGCACCUCAUGUGCUUGAAGCUGGGGAAGAGGCACUAUUUCGAGGAUACCGCCAGUCUGCAGGGUGAACGCCACGUGGACGAUGGGAUCUGUGUUGCCAAGAGAGGCAGAUCCCCGUACUACGGUUACGGCGGGGGAAUUGAUGUUGGGGGUCCAUCGACGUCGGCGGGGGCGGUGACAGUGGCGGCGGCGGCGGUGCCGAGGUGCCAGGUGGAGGGGUGCCACGUCGCGCUGGUGGAAGCCAAGGAGUACCACAGGAGGCACAAGGUGUGUGAAAUGCACGCCAAGGCGCCCAAAGUGGUUGUGCUUGGUCUUGACCAACGCUUCUGUCAACAGUGUAGCCGGUUUCAUGCAGUGGGAGAAUUCGACGAUGCGAAAAGGAGUUGCAGGAGAAGGCUGGCUGGGCACAACGAGCGUAGAAGAAAGGGCUCUACUCAUGACCCCCUCAAUAAUCCUCGAAACCUUUCUCAUCAAGGACGUGCUCUCUCUCUUCUGUCAUCCAAGAACAGUACUUGGUUUUCUUCUCCCAGCGCUGCACUCCGUGAGCUGAUUGCUGAGAAUCGGGCAGCCAUCUUGGCCCGGCAGCUGGUCCAUGAUCCCUCAACCCAACCUGGAUCCAACUCUCUGCUAACGUCCCACCACCAAGUGUUCCACGAUCCACACAACUGGGACCGGUACAAUGAAGACGGUGGACAUGUGACACUGGACCUAAUGCAGGCGCCUAGUUCUGCAUUUGGGUUCUUGUCCAUGAGGGAAAACUCGAGGGGGGAGGAGGAAGAACAAGAGUGUUCGGAGUUGUGGAGGUCCUUGGGCGGAGCUCAUGUUGUUUGAAGCUUUUUCAUGAAUUCGUCUGGCGUUUAGAAGACUACUGCUUUUCCACAUCGUCCCUUGUGGGUUUGUGAAGGAAUUCCAAUGGACUCAUCACGGCUGACCGAGUUUAUUGGAUCUCUGGUUACCUCUUUUGUGCUAGUACUAUUUGAUCAAUUUGGAUGUGAAGUUUGAUUAAUAAGAUGCAGUGUGGAUAAUGUAGUUUGGUUCA